Molecule: messenger RNA, 912 nt
Organism: Salvia miltiorrhiza (redroot sage)
Lineage: Eukaryota; Viridiplantae; Streptophyta; Magnoliopsida; Lamiales; Lamiaceae
Product: non-specific lipid transfer protein GPI-anchored 12-like
Exons: 3
Coding region: 230-787 (185 amino acids)
Source: RefSeq, a predicted model, not a curated record
UAGAAAUUUGAAAUGUGAAAGAAAUUAGAAGCACGAGUUUGGCGGUUGGGCCCAUUCGAAUUUCUUCCUUACACACAUAAUUUCCUGAAUCGCUAGCUGUUUCCCCCUAAUAAAUAAUCCGCAUUUCAUUAAUUUCCCCUCAUAUUUAUAACCAUAGUUAGAGUUGAAUACUGAAACGAAGCAACCUCAACACACAUCCAAUCUCUAUAACCACACCACAGCCAUAGCCAUGUUCUCCACCACCACCAUUGCCUACCCACUGAUGCUCGCAAUCGUGAUGGCGGCGGCGGCAACCGCGCAAUCACCUGCGCCGGCGCCGGCGGUGGAGGCGCCGGGGCCGUUUUACCCCGUUGCACCUGCGCCGGCGCUGGAUUGCUUCACAUAUCUAUUAAACCUUUCGGAUUGCCUGACAUUUGUGCAGGAGGGCAGUAAUCUGACCGAACCGGACAAGGGUUGCUGCCCGGAGCUGGGCAAUUUGGUCGAUACGCAGCCAAUCUGCUUGUGCCAGCUGUUGGGCGACCCCUCGCAGGUUGGGAUCAGCGUUGAUGUCGAUCGAGCUCUUAAGCUGCCUUCUCUCUGCAAUGUCACAACCCCUCCGGUUAGCUUAUGUGCAGCCAUCGGUAUUCCAGUAUCAGCUCUCGCACCAAGUGAAGCCCCUUCACCUGGUGGAGGUGAAACAGCAUCGCCGCCAUCUCCCGGUGGGGAUGAUGGAAGCGCAACCAGUUUAGUCUCAAAGCACCAUUUCCUCAUUGGAUUAGCUUCUCUUUUCUUCAUAUAUUUCUUCUAAUUCUUCCAUUCUAAUUUCUAUGUAUUUCUCAUAUUCAUCGAGAUUAAUAUCUUCAUUUCAUCAUUUAUAUGUUGUAGCUAAUUGAUUACACAGUUUCAUCAUAUCUCCACCUAUUAUCAGUAACA